GGAACGUAAAGGUUGCCUGGGUAACCAAAGCGGCCUAAGGAGAGAACGCGGCCAUAGAAUCCUGGAAUAGAAGAUUAAGGGGAGACAGGAGAGCCAUAGUACAAUGCAUCGUGUCAAAAUGAAAUCGGAAUAAGAAGGAUGCCGUCUAACCGCUGUUACUGAUAUAGUGUGACUGUGAUCUCUCUAUAAGGAGCUCUCACCAUGGCAUCGCCAUCUGACAGCAGCCGUGAGGGUGAAUCUCAUUCAAAGUGGCUGGAUGCUCAUUAUGAUCCUGUUGCAGGCCUCAAUACAUUAUCUUCUUGUAUUGCUCUUGCCGAUUUACAUGGUGAUGGGGAAUAUAAGAUGGUGGCUGCGGAUCUGGGCAGUGGACCAUAUAACAUGAAACUUAAAGUGUAUAAAGGAACAAGCAUGAUGUCUGAGAAUUCCCUGCUUGACUUGCCCACUGGUAUAGCUACUUUCUUGAUGGACCAGAAUGAGCCACGUACACCAGCUGUUGCCGUGGCCUCUGGGCCUUUUAUAUAUGUAUACAAGAACCUGAGGCCAUACUUCAAAUUCACUUUACCAGCAAUGGAAGUCAAUCCUCUAGAAAAGGAAGUGUGGGACCAAGCCAAAGAGGACAAGAUUGACCCCAUGACUUUGAAAGAGAUGCUGGAAGGAAUUAGGGAUAAAGCAGAGGUUCCGCUCUCAGUGAGGUCACUGCGAUUCUUGAUGUUGGAAGCACAAGAGAUGGAAGCUUUCGUGAACACUUAUAAACAGCAGCCCCUGAAGCGACAGACUGUAAUUACAUGUAUGGGUACUCUGAAGAAAAAUAUGGCAGAUGAGGAUGCUGUUUGUUGCCUCGUAAUCGGAACCGAGAGUGGAGAGAUAUUUAUUCUGGAUCCAGAAGCAUUUACCAUAUUAACACGGGUCAGUCUUCCCAGUGUGCCGACCCUACUGGAUAUUACAGGACAAUAUGACAUAGAAUAUCGUAUAACAGUGGCUUGUCGCAAUGGAAAUGUGUAUAUUCUCCGAAGGGAUUCCAAGCGACCUAAGUAUUGCAUUGAACUAGGUGCCCAGGUGGUGGGGCUUGUUCGUGUGCAGAAGAAUAUAAUGAUUGGCACCUCCCAGGAGAUGCUGCAUGGAUACUCACAGAAGGGAAAAAGGUUGUGGACGGUUAAACUCUCUGCAUCUGUCAUGACUAUGUCUUUGCUGGAACAGAAAUCACGUAGUAUCCAGGCUGUACUGGUGGGGCUGAAAAAUCUAGAGGUUCACCUCUACAGGGACAAAAACCUACUCAGUGUAAUAUCUACCCCGGACAUUGUAACUGGUCUUUGCUUUGGACGGUAUGGGAGAGAAGAUGACACUCUAAUCAUGACCACUAAAGGAGGUGGCCUUAUUAUUAAGAUCUUGAAGAGGACUGCUCAGUUUGAAGAUAAGGAUACAGCCCCAGGUCCCCCUACUGGCCAGAGUGUCAAGCUCAAUGUCCCAAAGAAGACCAAACUUUACGUGGACCAAACACUCAGAGAGAGAGAGAAUGCAGUGGCAAUGCAUCGCGUAUUUCAAAUGGAUCUUUACCGCCUCCGUCUCACUGCAGCCCGAGCUUACGUCAAAGCAUUGGAUGCGAGCCUUGCUCCUGUAUCUGCCUCAAUGCAAGAACAAAUCACGCUGAAUGCAGCAGUGCAAGGUAUUGGUCCACGAUUCAAGUUGAUCUUAAAUUUACAAAACACCUCAGUGAAUCGACCUUCUAUGCAGCUGUUAAUCAGUUUCCUGUAUGAUGAAAGGCUUUACCAGAUCAAGCCAGCGUUUUUCAAGGUCCCUCUUUUGGUGCCUGGCUUAAACUAUCCAAUUGAGACAUUUGUUGACUGCUGUAACGACAAAGGGAUUUCUGAUAUUGUCAAGGUUUUUGUAUUGAAGGAAGGAAAGAGCACCCCGCUGCUAACUGCUCACAUCAAUAUGCCUGUCAGUGAAGGUCUAGUUGCUGCCUAAGAAAGAUAUAUGGAUGGACAAUCUAGUAAUAUUUUGUUCAAGCUUCAAAAGAGGACUUUAGCAACUAAAUAGUAGCCUAGAACUUGAUAGAGGCUCCACUAUUCAUAUAAUAGAAAGUGAAAACAAAAUGCCCUGUGAUGUAUAAUGUACAUGUUCAUAUGCUUUCAGCAGGAUCAGAGAAAGACAAUUCUAUAAACAUUACAGGGCCACAGUAUCACAGAUUCUUCAUCUUAUCCAAGGAUUUACGGAACUUCUACUUUGAUGGUAAAUACAAGUUAAUUUCCCUAUUUAGUCUACUCAAAUUAUUUUAUUGAGGCUGGCUCUAUAAUAGAGCAUAGGCUAGGUUGCCGGAUCUCUAUAAAUAUAAAUGAUUUUAUAUUGUUAUAAAAUGGUUACAAAUACAUUGUACAGUAGAACAAACGUAGUUUGGUGAUUGUAGACAUGAGAGGAUUCUGAGCAUAACCCUAGAAGGGACACUGCCAAAUUUGCAAUGGAUAGAGAAAAUAUGCUUUACAUUAAGCUCAUACACAGUAAAGUGUAAUUACCAAUAAAACACAAUGUGCGGUGUGUAUGAAUAUAUCACAGAGAUCCACAUUAAAAACUUCACAGUAACCUGUGAUGAGAAUGAAUAUCAUUUUUACAUUUAUGUUCAGGAGCUCUGCACCCCUAUACACUACACAUUAGUUUUACUGGUCUGGAGCUCUUUUGUGAUACACCUAUGAACGGCACACCUUACUCAUUAUCCGUCCACCUCACUUACUUUCUGUCAUUUCCCAUGAUUGCAAUCUGUCCAAUUUUCAUAUCUCCUACUCAUUCCAUGUCCCAUAAUGAAUAAUCCAUCGUCCCCCCGUUUUCAUGUUAGAAUUCCUUUCACCUCCCCUUUCCAUGUUGCUAUGGUCUCAUCCCAUUACCCUUGAUUACAUCUUCCCCUCCCUAUGUCCACUUUGUACUAACUUUAGACUCCGCAGUCUGUCCUUUUAUUCUUUCUGUAAACUCCUUCACGACUUAUAUACCUCCCAGCCCCAAUACAUGUCCACCUCAAUUUUAUCACACCCCACUUCAUUGUAUUUCUCAUUUGCAUUUUUUAUGCUUUAGAUAUAAAAGAAGAAUCUUACUUAAAUAAUAUAAAGUGUGGGGGGAUGGGAAUAGGUUUAAGGAUACAUUUGAGGCCGCAGCUCCUCACAGUGGUGCUCACUCCAUAUCACCCAUGGGUCCGUACCAUUGAGUUUAUAGAUACAAAAAACAUGGCAGGCAGUGUGUAUCGCUGUUACUUGUUAAUGUUUCCUCUGUUCAGUAUUCCCUUAGUGAGCAAGAUCUUUUCCAGAAGUGAGUGGAAGGUGAUGCUUCAUCCCCAUAACCCUCUACAUGCUUCACUUACUCGCACAGAAAACAGUGACGGGCUGCCAUGAUACACUCCACUUGUCACUAUUAUUACAUCUUUAUCACAAACUGCAGGCGGUAAUGUAUUGUUGAUGGUCAUCUGACUUGUGGUUGCGCCACACCUAUAAGCAUUACACAUGGCGGUACAGAUAAAGAGUGGAUAUCCUAAAAACAAAGGGUAAAAAAACCUGGCAUCUUCUAGGUUGAAAGAUAAUAAAACCCAUUGUGAUUACACUGGUGUCUCCUUCCAGUGUUCCAUAAAUAAAUGCUCAUGUAAUUAUGACUGCUUUAUUUCAGCAACUAUGUUUACUAUUCAUUUUGUAUUGUAUAUAGUGUAUUUAAUAGAAGGUAGUGUUCAAUAAAUGUAGAAUUCAUGGCA
Messenger RNA from Pelobates fuscus (common spadefoot toad), 3724 nucleotides. It is a transcript of the gene BBS1, whose product is annotated as Bardet-Biedl syndrome 1. The transcript is spliced from 17 exons. The record is from RefSeq and is a predicted model, not a curated record. Gene Ontology annotation, molecular function: smoothened binding; patched binding. Gene Ontology annotation, biological process: protein localization to cilium; non-motile cilium assembly. Lineage: Eukaryota; Metazoa; Chordata; Amphibia; Anura; Pelobatidae. The coding region runs from base 202 to 1965 and encodes 587 amino acids. Gene Ontology annotation, cellular component: centrosome; axoneme; BBSome.